AUGAUGCCAAAGGCGUACCGUCUAUCUUUCUCGCACCUCGUCUUUUACAUCUCGACCUUUGUGAUCGCAACCCAGUUAUGGUCCAUAUGGGGGCAAUCGAAACACAACUAUAUUCCUUUUUCACACCAUAGGAAUCUUCAGCGAGACUGGGACUUCAACGCCGACCUGCAUGCCAAUGUGCACACACUCAGCCAUGACCAAUGCGAUUCCGCCUUUCCAAAGCUGUAUCACAGCUUAGAUCAGUCGGUUAGCCUAAGGCAAGGCAGAAAGGUGCAUAUUCAGGAUAUCGAAAUCGAUCAGGGAAGAUGCAUGCUACGGGUUAUGGUAUACGAGGGCGAGCUGUUUGUCGUCGAUGCCGGAAAGCCAGAGGAAUGCUACGUCACGAACGGAAACGAGAGAGAACGCAUUCUAGGAACCCUAGCACAAAUCGACCGCGCCGUCUCCACCACCUCAACAUCCGACCCCGCGAUCCCAAACGUCGAAUUCUCCCUCUCGCUCGACGAUCUGCCACGGCGAUCUAGGAAACAGGGAACAUUCUUUGGGUACACCCGGAAGGAGGGUCCGGAGUACAAGGACAUUUGGAUGAUGCCAAACUACGCGUACUGGGCGUGGAACUAUACCCAUGCUCCAAGCUGGAACAGCAUCAGGAAAGAAAUUGAGCAGAAGGAGACCGAAUUGCCAUGGGCGAAGAAGGACCCUAGGAUCGUAUGGCGGGGCAAGGUCAAGAUGGCUAAGCUGAGGAAGGAGCUGGUCCGAGUCAGCGAAGGCAAGGAAUGGAGCGACAUCAAGCCUGUGGUCAUCAACAACGCCAGCGACCCGCAUACCAAGGACGUUAUGAAUCUGAGGCAAUUCUGCGGAUACAAGUUCACCGUCCAAACCGAAGGUACCUCGUACUCCGGCCGCCUUAAGUACCUCCAGCUUUGCCGCUCAGCCCUCGUUACACACCCUCUCGAAUGGCAAGAGUUCCACACUCACCUAAUGAGGCUUGCUGGUCCCGACGUGAACUACAUUGAAGCGUCCGAGAACUUUGGAAACCUCGAAUCGGCUAUGGAGUACUACCGUGCACAUGACAACGAAGCUGAGGAGAUUGCAAAGAACAGUUACGAGACCUUCACCAGAAGGUAUCUGACACCAGCGGCAGUGACUUGCUACUGGAGACGGCUGUUUUGGUCAUGGGCGAGUGUACAGGGAUAUGAGCCACAGUUGUACGUACCUGACAAGGACGGUAAUUUGGUCAUGAGAGGUACACCAUGGACUGCCUUUGCGGCCAAUUGGCCCAAGGAUCCUGCAGCUAUUCCGUGA
This is a messenger RNA of Alternaria ventricosa, 1302 nucleotides long. RefSeq lists its product as uncharacterized. The coding region runs from base 1 to 1302 and encodes 433 amino acids. The transcript has 3 exons. The record is from RefSeq and is a predicted model, not a curated record. NCBI's taxonomy places the organism in Eukaryota, Fungi, Ascomycota, Dothideomycetes, Pleosporales, Pleosporaceae.